This is a messenger RNA of Lycium barbarum (goji berry), 1330 nucleotides long. RefSeq names its product 3-dehydrosphinganine reductase TSC10A-like. Gene Ontology annotation, molecular function: 3-dehydrosphinganine reductase activity. The record is from RefSeq and is a predicted model, not a curated record. The transcript is spliced from 3 exons. Lineage: Eukaryota; Viridiplantae; Streptophyta; Magnoliopsida; Solanales; Solanaceae. The coding region runs from base 86 to 1063 and encodes 325 amino acids. Gene Ontology annotation, biological process: sphingolipid biosynthetic process. Gene Ontology annotation, cellular component: endoplasmic reticulum membrane.
AAUAAUUAAAGGAAAACCGGUGAGUACAGUUAAGGCGCCGUUGGCCUUUUCUCUUGUGACCUGUGAGCUCUGAAACUGUUGGUCAAUGGCGGAGUUAAGCCUAAUUAUAUUCUCUCUCGCCAUCAUCCUCUUCCCUAUUUCCCUCCUAGUUUUCCUCGCCUUCAUAGUCCGACCACACCCAAUCAAAGUCCCAAUCAAAAACCGCCACGUGUUCAUCACCGGCGGCUCAAGCGGAAUCGGCUUAGCUCUAGCUCAACAAGCCGCUUCAGAAGGUGCAAAAGUCUCAAUACUCGCUCGCAACACUUGCAAACUCGAAGAAGCUAAGGAAUCAAUUAAACUAUCGACUGGCCGUGACGUGGCAAUAUUCAGCGCUGACGUCAGAGACUACGUGGCAGUUAAGAAGGCUGUUGAAGAAGCGGGACCCAUUGAUGUGUUGGUGUGUAAUCAGGGUGUAUUUGUGCCUCAGGAAUUGGAGACACAAGAUGUUGAUGAGAUUAAGUUUAUGAUUGAUGUGAAUUUGACAGGGACUUUUCAUUUGAUUAAAGCUGCUUUGCCUGGAAUGAAGAAUAGAGUUGGUCGUGGACCUGGAUCUAUUGCUAUUAUGUCUUCACAAGCUGGCCAGGUUGGCAUAUAUGGUUAUACUGCUUAUUCAGCCAGUAAGUUUGGCCUCAAAGGACUGGCAGAAGCAUUGCAGCAGGAAGUUAUUGGUGAAAAUAUUCACGUGUCACUAAUAUUUCCCCCCGACACUGAAACUCCUGGAUUUGCUGAAGAAAACAGGAGGAGGCCACAGUUGACUAGUAUAAUAGCAGCUUCUUCUGGUGCCAUGAAAGCUGAAGAAGUUGCAAAGAAAGCUUUGAAUGGCGUUAAAUCAGGAAAUUUUAUUGUCCCCUGCAACUUUGAGGGAUUCUUUCUUUCCAUAGCAACUGCUGGUCUAUCUCCUCAGAGAUCAUUCCUGAUGGCAUUUGUCGAAGUCAUAGCUGCUGGAAUAUUGCGUGUUGUUGGUCUAUGUUUCCAGUGGAACUGGUAUGGGAGCAUUGAGAAAUUCCUUAGAGAAAGGAAAUAGGGAGUAACUACUAAGCACAGUCUAACAAAUAAUUUCUGGCACUUCCGUCAAGAAUUGUUGGUUUGAUCCAACAAUUGGAUUUCUACAUGAUAGAUAUUACAGAAAUUGAACUUUUUUCAUGAUGCCUUAUGUACCCUUAAGUUGUCCAAUUUUUAAUUGCUUUUGUGCUAGUGAACUAAAACUAUGUAGUCCUCGUUCCUCUUUGAUUUUGUCCAUUACCAAGUAUUGCUGGCUAAUUUGUCAACUUUGUUGAAAAGUUUUCUGAUC